CUCUUAUUUACCAGAGCCUCCUGCCUUUUCUGUGUAAACAAACAGAAACCUGUAACGACAAUGGCUCUGUCAACUCUCUCCUGUUCCUCCUCCAAGUCUCUCCAUGUCACCACCCAUUCCAUUUCUCGCCACCAACGGCAAGAACCGCUGUUCUCACUUUUUCCCGCUAAUUCUACUAACAGGUCUAGAUCUCUUCCUUCAAUUACCGCCAUCCGUGCGGCCGAGCCUGGAAAGAAUUCUGUCGCAGUUAAGGAAUCUUCAGCUGUGGCUCCGGCGUCCACCGGGAAGUGGACUGUUGACAGCUGGAAAACGAAGAAAGCUUUGCAGUUACCGGAAUAUCCGGAUGCAAAUGAAUUAGAGUCAGUGUUGAAGACUAUUGAGGCGUUUCCGCCAAUUGUUUUUGCCGGAGAAGCUAGAAGUUUAGAGGAGAGGCUUGCUGAGGCUGCUAUGGGGAAUGCGUUUUUAUUGCAAGGUGGAGAUUGUGCAGAGAGUUUCAAGGAGUUUAGUGCUAAUAAUAUAAGGGAUACAUUCAGAAUUCUGCUUCAGAUGGGUGUUGUGCUUAUGUUUGGUGGCCAAAUGCCUAUCAUUAAGGUUGGAAGAAUGGCAGGGCAAUUUGCAAAGCCUAGAUCAGAGGCAUUUGAGGAAAAAGACGGAGUAAAAUUGCCAAGUUACAAAGGGGACAAUGUUAAUGGAGAUGCUUUUAAUGAGAAAUCAAGAAUUCCAGACCCGCAGAGGCUUAUAAGAGCUUACUGCCAAUCUGCUGCAACUCUUAACCUUCUUAGAGCCUUUGCCACUGGAGGAUAUGCUGCCAUGCAAAGAGUUACCCAGUGGAAUCUUGAUUUUGCAGAGCACAGUGAGCAAGGAGAUAGGUACCAAGAACUGGCACACCGAGUUGAUGAGGCCUUGGGAUUUAUGGCUGCUGCAGGACUAACAGUUGAACACCCUAUCAUGACAACAACUGAAUUCUGGACAUCCCAUGAAUGCUUGCUUUUGCCCUAUGAACAAUCUCUUACAAGGCUAGAUUCUACUUCUGGCUUGUACUAUGAUUGCUCUGCUCACAUGCUUUGGUGUGGAGAGCGUACACGUCAGCUGGAUGGUGCCCAUGUGGAGUUCCUUAGAGGAAUUUCAAACCCUCUUGGAAUCAAGGUGAGCAACAAAAUGGAUCCAAAUGAGCUGGUUAAACUCAUUGAAAUUUUGAAUCCUAACAACAAGCCCGGUAGGAUAACAAUCAUAUGCAGAAUGGGUGCUGAGAACAUGAGAGUCAAGCUUCCUCACUUGAUCAGAGCAGUACGCAGGGCAGGACUAAUCGUGACAUGGGUCUGUGAUCCAAUGCACGGGAACACCAUUAAGGCACCAUGUGGACUAAAAACACGCCCCUUUGAUGCAAUUUUGGCUGAGGUUAGAGCAUUCUUUGAUGUCCAUGAGCAAGAAGGAAGCCACCCUGGAGGAAUUCACCUAGAAAUGACUGGCCAAAAUGUGACUGAGUGCAUUGGUGGGUCUAGGACAGUAACCUUUGACGACUUAAGUUCACGCUAUCACACACAUUGUGAUCCCAGGCUCAAUGCUUCUCAAUCUCUUGAGCUAGCAUUUAUCAUUGCAGAGCGACUUAGAAAAAGGAGGAUUGGAACCCAACGCUUGCUUGCCUUAAGCCAGUAGACAAAUCCAAAGGUCACUUAUUUUUUAUUACUAUUCAGAGAAGUCUCAAUGUGUUUGGUAGGGAAUAAGUUUGCCAUGCAUAGUACAAAAGUUCUUGUGUUUUAGCCAUCGAGUAUUGCCAUUUCAGCACAUCAAUUCUUUCCAAUAACUGAAAACUUUGGGAUCCCCCGUCGAACAAUUUCUUGUAUCAUUUCGAUCAACUGAUUUAUGUUGUUGGAUUUUUUGCUAAACAUGGUUGAUGCAGCACUCUCUUGAAUGAAGCUACUAAAACAAGGUGCUGGAGAUGAACUUUUAGAAUCUUAUUAGUCUUAAUUUCGAUUGAAGUUUAUGUAUUUAUGUAUUUGGAUUGAAGUACUGUUUCAUUCUCAAGGGAAGAAAUAAACCAAGUCUAUGUUUCAUAAUGAAUUAUAACAUGUAUAAUGUUAGAACUGC
This is a messenger RNA of Jatropha curcas, 2088 nucleotides long. RefSeq names its product 3-deoxy-D-arabino-heptulosonate 7-phosphate synthase 1 (gene DHS1). The record is from RefSeq and is a predicted model, not a curated record. Lineage: Eukaryota; Viridiplantae; Streptophyta; Magnoliopsida; Malpighiales; Euphorbiaceae. Gene Ontology annotation, biological process: aromatic amino acid biosynthetic process. Gene Ontology annotation, molecular function: 3-deoxy-7-phosphoheptulonate synthase activity.